AAUGAAGGAAAUCGGCGUUGGACACCUCGGGAGGUUCCCUCGUGAGUUGUUGUUGCUGAUAUGUGGUUUGCCGUUGUUGUUUCUGAAGAAACGGUUGUUCCAGUAGCCAACUUUUCGACUCGGUCCUGGUUCCACGACAGAGGACGCGGACCUUGUUCACCCGGGCGACGUCCGAGCCGGUAUGAUUUCCGAAAUUGAUCGUUCAUGGUUGGUUUCUUUCGUCUUUUCAUUUUUUUACAAACGGCGGUAUCUGCACCCCUUCCGUUUAACGCUCCUCUUUUUUUCGGACUUUCGACCGGCAUAGAAAUCAUUGGAUUAUGAUUCCAGUGGUGGAGUUUCAUUUUUUAAUUUAAAUAAAAAGACAACAACUUAUUCCAUAGGAAUUUUUUUUCAGUAUAUAUAUUUAUUUAUUUUAAUUAACAUUUUAAAUAAUCAAUUUAUAUAAUAAGAUAUUUCUCUUGUUUUUUUGUUAUUAUAAGUGCAAUUCUAUUGAAUAUGAUUAUAUUAUAAUAUUAAUAGAUUUAUUUAUAUUAGAGAUUCAAAAAUAAAAUAAUAUAUAGAAUUGAUAUAUUCUAUUUAAAAAUAAAUCCCAUUUAUUAUCUUUAUUUAUGUUUGGUUUAUUUCGAUUUAAUAAAAUAGUUUUUUAAUAUUGAUAUGAGGGAAAAAAAACUGAUCAAUUAUAUUCGAAAGAUAUAAUAUAUUCAAAGAAUUAUUUUCAAUAGAAAUCGAAAUAGCUCGAUCAAUUUAACAUAUAUUAUACGAACGGAAGAUAUUUAUUGAAAUAAAUCAAACUCUUAAAUAAAUAAAUGAAAUCUUAUAUUAAUAUAAUAAAUCAUUUCAAUGGUUAGACUAAUAUUGAUAGAAAUAAGAUUUUUUUCAAUUUAUUUAUUUUAAUUUAUUUGAGUUAAACCUUUGCUGAUGUUUUUUUUUGUUAAAAAUUUUUCUAUAGUUUUAUAAUGAAAUUAUUUUAUGUUAUUAUUGUCGAGUUAAGAUAACAAUUAUAUAUUAUUGUUUUUUCAUAAAAAAAAAUCUUUAUUUAGAAAUAAAAUAUCAUUUGUUUUGAAGAGUAUUCAAAUUGUUAAAAAGAAUUUUUCAAAUUUAACCAAACAUUUUAUAUUAUUUAAAUAGAUUUAAAGAAUAGUUUUCAUAUUCGUAGAAUUAAAAAAACCAAACUUUCAUAUUAAAUCUUUAUUGUUACUUUUUCAAAGCUAAUUUAAAUAGUUAACUAUCUCCUUGCAUUUAGCCAAAAAUUCAUUAUUUAUUAUAUAAAUCAAUUUCUAGAUGAAUCUAUAUUGAUUAUCUUAUUAUAUAUAAAGAUUAGCAACGAAGAUUAUCUAUUAUUUUAAUAAUCUAUCCUAGAAACAUUAUAUUGACCUGAACAAUUUUGACACAAUUUAUUUCUCUCUACUGAACGAUCGCUAACAAAUGAUUAAUAUUUCAUCCGAUUUGAACUUGUUUUGUUGAAAACCUGUUUUUAACUGCUAGAUAGAAACGUUCUAUAAGAUGAAAUAAUGAUAAAAUAGUUCGAAUUAUCGAUAAAAAAUUUCUAAGGAAAUAAAUUUAAUCGAUCCUUAUAAAAAUAUUUUGAAAAUAAAUUUAUUUGAAUAGAAUAUUUAUCGAUAUGGUUAAACAGAAAUUCGAAAAUAAAAAAUGAAAAUAUUUUGUUUCUUUAUAUUUAUUAAUAUAGAAGUGAUGAUUUACCUGAUUGUUACAAUUGAGUUCGUUAUAUUCCAGAUUCUUGUAAAGUAUUGUCUGAUCUUUGGAAAACAGAUAAAGAUUUUGUAAGUUAAAUAAAAGUAUUGAUAAUGAUGUAUCAAAAUCAUUGAAAGAAUUUCGUUUGAGUGAUGUUGCACGUUGUUAUCGUUCUCCAUACAGAACAAAUGGUGCUUCAUCGAUUCAAAAAGAAAAGAAUGGCUUGAACAAUUUUAAAAAAUUAUUGAACAAGCUACAGAUAAACAAGUAUUUAUUAAUUUUAUUUCUAUUUAUUUAUUUAUUGAUUUAUUUCUAAUAUAAGUCAACUAUUCGUCAAACAAUGACUGAACUAAGAGAUAACUAUGAAAAAGCUCAACGAAAAUUAGAAAGAGCUGAUGCCAGUUUAAAAAAAGUUUCUGUUUUUAUUAUUUAAAAUAAAAAAUGUUUUAAUGAUUCUUUGAUUUGUUCUACUUCUUAUUUCAAAAUAUAACGUGUCCCAUUGUUUUUUUUUGAAUAACUUUCGAUAGAAACAUCAUAGAGAUCUUCGGCUUUCACCAUUCAAGAGAGAAGAUUCGGAACCUUCCAAAAUUCUCGCCAAGAACUUAUCCAAUUAGCCAAUGAAAUUUUGAUAUAUUUCGAUUGCUUUGGAUAUUCUCUUUUAAAUGAUGAAAACUGCAGGUCUCUGUAAUAUUCCUAUCAAAAGUUAUUCAAAAAACAAUAGAGCACACCUUAUUUUGAAACGAAUAGUAGUUAUUAUCGUUAAGAAAAGAAGUUAAAAACACUGCGUUUCUAAAUGUUUUGCUUUCACUUUACUUAUUACAAAUAAUAAGAUCAUUUUUCUUAUCGUUCAAUAUGGGUAAGGUAAAUAGAUAUAGUAAAAAAUAAUUUGUGUUGCUUUAUUAUUUUUUUUUUACGAAUUUUCUUAUAUUUUCUGUUCCUAAUACAAACAAAUGAUUGUCAAGUAUUAUUAGUAUAAAAUGAGUUUUACUUAGAACUCGGCAACAAGAUUUCUAUGAUCAAUAUUCAUCAUCAUACAAUGAUUCACAUUAUUGGCAUGGAAAUAAUUCAAAUUCAUAUGAUUUUUAUGGUUCAACACCGGUGGAAAUUCCUCAAUUUCAACAUCCAUCUCAUACACUUUUAUAA
Rotaria sordida is the source of this 2835-nucleotide messenger RNA. The record is from the annotation of a GenBank genome assembly. NCBI's taxonomy places the organism in Eukaryota, Metazoa, Rotifera, Eurotatoria, Philodinida, Philodinidae.